AUGAUUCACCUUCCACAGGAGAUUGUUACCAGCGUUGUUUCUGAAUUGAGACCGAUGGACUGCAAUGAAUGCCUUCAAGUCUCUCGUCAUUGGCGACAUGUCAUACCACAGGCUGCAUCACAGCUUUUUCAAGAUAUCACCGUUGACGACGAUUCUUUACACGCGCUCGCUUCUAUCGACCUCGUUGGCCACUUUGUGAGAACAGCUAGACUCAAGUUUGAGCACAUGGACACUAUGAUGAAGGUCAUGGAUCGACUCAUGCCAUGUUCUUUAUUGCGAAAGCUUGAGUUACGCAAUGUCCACAUUGAGUACCCGGAAGUCAUGCAUACAAAGUUGAAGUCUUGCUUUAAAAAGUGGCGUCUUGAUACCCUCGCUCUCGUCAAUGUCCAUGCUCCCACUAUGAAUCUUGUCGAUUAUAUCCUACUUGCAACAGAACACAACGUCAGCCAUUUUGCAUUUACCUGUGGUGAUGAAGGAAGUUAUUUUCAUGUACAAAGACAACUAUUGGAACGCAGCAACCUCAGCACCCUCGUUUCGCUUGUGAUCGAUAAUCUAGCAGACCUUCCAGCAGACAUCUAUCGAUCCGCCAUCACAGCGUUGUUGUCUUUUACACCCAAUAUCGAAUAUCUGGAACUGGCUACAUAUUUUAUUGAUGAUACGUUCAUGUCAACCAUCCUUACAUUGUGCCCGAAGAUCAUCCAUGUUGAUCUAUCCUCAGACUUUCUUACAACAGAUGACGAGGUGGUUCAUCCCAGAGAUUACCUUCAAUUAGCAGCAUCUUAUGAUCACCAAGGUGAAUCCGGUUUACGUUACUAUUGGAAUCGCACAUCACGUGUAUCCCAAGCUGACUACGACAUUAUGCUGGAGCAACAAUCGACCUUGGAGUCCGUUUAUCUCGACUAUGAAUUCCCAGCUGCCAGCUUUGCUCCGGAUUGGGGAACGUUCAACACGCGCCUUCUAUCCAACAAUACCACACUCAAAUACCUUUCUAUACCGUUGUAUCGUCAAGGCGUUGUUUCUCUACAAUACGAAGAUGGAUAUAGCUCUUGGCUCAAUACAUAUCAGGCAUUGGAGCAUCUGCAGCUACUUUCAGUACAACAUGCUUUUGGAGUAUCUAUGAUGCAUACUUUGCAGUAUAAGCUACCAUCACUUCGACGCAUCGAUAUCGAGUUUACUGAGAAUGCAGGAGCAGCAGGCCAUUUGGAACUCUUAGAGGCACUUCAUCACCGUUGCAAUCACACCGAGACGCUCAAAGAGCUACAGCUUUUCUUUCGUAGAGGCUACAACCAGGCUAGUGCAGUUGAUAUCAUUUCUACCGCAUUGACCAUUCACACUCUGGAAAGGCUCACUGUGGAUUGUUGCAACUGUCUUGAUGAGCGAGAGACACUUGCAUUCAUCGAAAACCUUCGAACCAGUCUUCCUCGCCUUACGCACCUCGGCUUGGCUCGCUUUUCUACACUUUCUGCCAAUAUGAUUCACGCUCUUGCAUCUUUGGAUCGGAUCAAAUCGCUUGCUUUCCUACGUAUGGGUAGCAUCCUCACCGAGGUAGAAGCUGAGUCAUUGAUUAGCACCAUGGGCACCAAUUUGAAAAAGCUCUACUUUGUCAAUUGCUACUUUCUGAACAACAGCAAAGCUCAUAUUGAAUCGCUCGCAAAGAACUAUCCAGUCGAAUGUAUCAUCAGCGAUUAUGAUUAA
This is a messenger RNA of Lichtheimia ornata, 1695 nucleotides long. RefSeq lists its product as uncharacterized. The transcript has 2 exons. Gene Ontology annotation, molecular function: protein binding. The coding region runs from base 1 to 1695 and encodes 564 amino acids. NCBI's taxonomy places the organism in Eukaryota, Fungi, Mucoromycota, Mucoromycetes, Mucorales, Lichtheimiaceae. The record is from RefSeq and is a predicted model, not a curated record.